Messenger RNA from Cheilinus undulatus (humphead wrasse), 2133 nucleotides. RefSeq names its product cell division cycle 40 homolog (S. cerevisiae) (gene cdc40). Lineage: Eukaryota; Metazoa; Chordata; Actinopteri; Labriformes; Labridae. Gene Ontology annotation, molecular function: mRNA binding; protein binding. Gene Ontology annotation, cellular component: catalytic step 2 spliceosome. The record is from RefSeq and is a predicted model, not a curated record. The transcript is spliced from 15 exons. The coding region runs from base 16 to 1761 and encodes 581 amino acids. Gene Ontology annotation, biological process: mRNA splicing, via spliceosome.
UUCACAACAUCCAAGAUGUCUGCCGCCAUAGCUUCCCUCGCUUCGUACGGUAGCGAUUCUGAUUCAGAAAACGAGUCAGAAUCUAACACCAAUGUCGAAAAAGCGGAUCCAGCAAACCCGGACGCUACGGCUCAUCUUAGACCUUUACAGGCCGGACAAACGAUGACUCUGGCUCUUCUAAAUUCUGCUCCCGAGGUUGCCGUGAAGGAGGCUGUUGAGACUGGCACACACCUGGACCCUUCGUUAAAAGAAGUCACUUAUAAUCCAACAUAUGAAACUAUGUUCGCACCGGAGUUUGGGCCAGUUAAUCCAUUCAAAUCACAGCAGAUGGCCGCCCCCAGGAAUAUGUUAUCUGGCUAUGCAGAACCUGCUCACCUCAACGACUUCAUGUUUGAACAACAAAGAAGAACCUUCUCCACGUAUGGUUAUGCUUUAGAUCCAUCUGUGGACACACACCAAGCUUCCUCUAACACCUACAUUGGUGCAGUGGAUGAGGCAGAGAAAAACAAUGGGCUAACUGUGUUUGAGAGCGGCACUAAGAAGACAGAGAAAAGGAAAAAGGUCAAAGGUGGAGAUGCAGGAGAGAUCGACAACUUUCUGGGGCCAUGGGCAAAAUAUGCAGAUGAGAAAGAUGGGGCCAAACCAUCAGAGGAAGAGCAGAAAGAGCUGGAUGAGAUCACAGCCAAGAGGCAGAAGAAAGGGAGGAAUGAGGAGGAGGCUCCCGCAGAGGAGAAGACCAUUCUGCAUGUUAAAGACAUGUAUGACUACCAGGGCAGAUCAUACCUCCACAUCCCACAGGACGUGGGCGUCAACCUGCGUUCAGCAGAUGCUCCAGACAAAUGUUACCUGCCCAAGAAACAAAUUCACGUCUGGUCUGGACAUACAAAGGGUGUUAGUGCUAUAAGACUGUUUCCCAGAUCUGGUCAUCUGCUUCUCUCCUGCUCCAUGGACUGCAAGAUUAAGCUGUGGGAAGUAUACGGCGAGAGACGAUGUAUACGGACGUUCAUUGGCCACAGCAAAGCAGUGCGAGACAUUUGCUUCAACAACAGCGGGACGCAGUUUCUGAGCGCCGCCUACGACCGCUACCUCAAACUGUGGGACUCUGAGACAGGCCAGUGUAUCUCCCGCUUCACCAACAGGAAGGUGCCGUACUGCGUCAAGUUCAACCCAGACGAGGACAAACAGAACCUAUUUGUGGCCGGCAUGUCAGAUAAGAAGAUUGUACAGUGGGACAUUAGGACAGGUGAGGUGGUUCAGGAGUACGACCGUCAUCUUGGAGCCGUCAACACCAUCACCUUUGUCGAUGAGAAUCGUCGCUUUGUCAGCACGUCGGACGACAAGAGUUUGCGAGUGUGGGAGUGGGACAUCCCUGUGGACUUCAAGUACAUCGCUGAGCCCAGUAUGCACUCCAUGCCAGCUGUGACUCUCUCUCCCAACGGUAAAUGGCUAGCAUGCCAGUCCAUGGACAACCAGAUUCUGAUCUUUGGAGCCCAAAACCGUUUCAGACUGAACAAGAAGAAAGUCUUCAAAGGACACAUGGUGGCUGGCUAUGCCUGCCAAGUCGACUUCUCCCCAGACAUGAGCUACGUGGUUUCAGGAGAUGCAGAUGGGAAGUUGAACAUUUGGGAUUGGAAGACCACCAAGCUUUACCACAGAAUCAAGGCUCAUGAUAAGGUGUGCAUCAGUGCCCUUUGGCAUCCACAUGAAACCUCCAAGGUCAUCACCUGCGGCUGGGAUGGACAAAUCAAGCUAUGGGACUAGAUGUUUAUCAUUAUGUGUACAUGUCUGUUUAGUGCACUGGUUCUCCAACAACAGAAAGAGACUGAUUGUCUCAGUGAUUUAGUGAAAAUUUUGAGUGAAAGCCACAGGACUGGUAUCCAGUCUGAUGGUAGCCAUGUAUUUUUAUAUCCCGUUACAAAAUUUCAAAUUAUGUUCAUGUAUUGAGUGUACAAAGAUGAACACGAACAUACUUUUAAAACAGUUUCUAUAAGGCAUAAGAGAGGGCUACCUUGGCCAAAUUUUCCAUUAUGUGUUUUUCUUUAUUUGUGAUGUCCUGUUUGGUAUGCCAUGGUAGGAAUUUUUUUGUAAAAGUAUGACCAUCCCUUUGUGGAAAUAAACAUUCUUUACAUUUUA